GGGUUGAAGAAAAAACAGUUCACUAUUCUUCUCAAUCUCUAUUGAUAUAAACGGCUCUCAGUAUAUACGUUAGUGCACUAGGUCCCCAUUCCUGAGGAAGAAAGGGAUGAUACUCCGAAAACUCAGCUCAGGUCAACUACGGCGUCUAUCCCUCGUUUCGUUAUGUAUGCAUCCGAUUAGCAUGUGUUUAGCGAAGCGAGCAUCGAGCACGCACCCCAGUGACCUUGCACACACGAAGAUAAUCGAGGAGGAAAAUGGUUUAUUCUCAUCCAAAGUCAGUGCAGAGAAGCAUGAAGAGGAUGAAGAGUUUGACGAACUAGAGGCGGGCUCACAGGAGGUACAUGACUUGUGCUUCGCGAUAAUUGGCUUUCUCCGCCGCGCGGACCCUGCUGCCUCAGAUUGUCUCUUUGAGCGUCGAACCAAGCGUCGAUUCAGAGAGCCCAUCCCAGAACACAAACGGCGGUUACUGCACACACACGGUGACAGAAGCUACCGAAGUUUGAAUAGCUUUAAGAAUGAAAGUGAUUUCAAAAAAGCCACGCAAUUGUACGUACAAUUCUGCGAGAAACUUUUACAUUUGUUGAACAAACCACUCAUGGAUCGUCUCAUUGAAAGUGUGGGAAGAGGCUAUAAAGAUUGGCGCAGAGAUGGUGUGCAUCGCUACAGACGCUUGAUUGAACGUGCAAGUUGGAACUCAUUCCCACAUCGAUGGUUUAAGCAUUCGCCGUUUGAGGUUCAGCAACUGCGCGCGGACAUACCGGAGUCGGCGGUAAGGAAUACGCGUUUUUAUCGAGAUCAUGCAACUAUUUGCACCCUGUUUACGUUAAUAGAAGCUCCGCACCCAUACCAAUCACAGAUAGAGCGUCAUAUGUUUCAGAUCACAUCUAAUUAUGACCCCAUUGUGCGGAGUUCGAAUGUGGAGGGUAAAAAGCCCUAGUGAUCCGACAGUAAUCGAUGCAUUGCCUUUGAAUUUUUUGUUUGUGUGCAUACUUGCAAUGCUUGUGUGAAUGAUGGAAAGGGUAUCUCCAA
Messenger RNA from Phytomonas sp. EM1, 1029 nucleotides. NCBI's taxonomy places the organism in Eukaryota, Euglenozoa, Kinetoplastea, Trypanosomatida, Trypanosomatidae. The record is from the annotation of a GenBank genome assembly.